Messenger RNA from Andrographis paniculata, 1398 nucleotides. Its product is annotated as lysine histidine transporter-like 5. Bases 1 to 1398 code for a protein of 465 amino acids. NCBI's taxonomy places the organism in Eukaryota, Viridiplantae, Streptophyta, Magnoliopsida, Lamiales, Acanthaceae. The record is from RefSeq and is a predicted model, not a curated record. Gene Ontology annotation, cellular component: plasma membrane. The transcript has 7 exons.
AUGUUGACAAACAAUGAUGGCUCUCCUUCCCCAAAUGUACGCACGGGCAAUGGAAGACAAGACGGAGCUCAUCCCCAAACAAAUAACAACGAAGACGUGAGUCGAUCUCUAGAUUCAUGGCUACCAAUCACAGCCUCCCGCAAGGCCAAAUGGUGGUACUCCGCCUUCCACAACGUCACCGCCAUGGUCGGCGCCGGCGUCCUCGGCCUCCCCCUCGUCCUCGCCCGCCUCGGAUGGUACCCUGGAGUUCUGGCGAUACUGAUAUCGUGGCUACUGACAUGGUACACGCUGUGGCUGCUGGUUCAGCUCCACGAAUCGGCCGAACCGGGGAAGCGGUUCGACCGGUUCAAUGAAUUAGGGCAGCACGCGUUCGGGGAGCGGCUCGGGAACUGGGCCAUCAUCCCCCAGCAGCUGGUGGUUCAGGUCGGCUCCAACAUCGUCUACAUGGUCACCGGCGGCAAGUCCCUCCAGAAAUGCUUCGUCUUCCUCGAAUCCCACUCCGCCAACAUUCGCAAGACUUAUUACAUCCUCUUCUUCGCCGUCCUCCAGCUCAUCCUCUCCCAAGUCCCCAAUUUCAACUCCCUCAAAUUCAUCUCCUUGCUCGCCGCCGUCAUGUCCAUCGGUUACUCGAUGGUGGCGACGGGGGCCUCGUCGGCGGUGGGGAUAUCGAACCAUCUCCACAACAGGCCGGUAAACUACGGGUUUAAGGCGCAGACGACGGCGGCGAUGGUUAUGGAUAUUUUCAGCAGCUUAGGGUUGCUAGCCUUUGCGUUCGCCGGUCACAGUGUAGCCCUGGAAAUUCAGGCGACAAUUCCGUCGACGCCGGAGAAUCCAUCGAAGAACCCGAUGUGGAAGGGCGUCGUCGUAGCCUACAUCAUCGUCGGCCUCUGCUACUUCCCCGUCGCAAUCUCCGGCUACUUGGCUUUCGGCAGCGACGUCGAGGACGACGUUCUGAUGUCUCUGGAGCAUCCAGGAUGGCUGAUCAGCCUCGCCAAUUUCAUGGUCUUCGUCCACGUCCUCGGCAGUUACCAGGUCUUCGCCAUGCCUGUUUUCGACAAGAUCGAGUGCCUCCUCGUCAAGACCUUCCAUUACACCCCCGGCCGGCGCCUCCGCGUCGUCGCCCGCAGCAUUUACGUCGCUCUGACUGGAUUCGUGGGAAUGCUUCUUCCAUUCUUUGGGGGAUUAUUAGGGUUUUUUGGGGGUUUGGCAUUCACAAUUACAUCUUACAUUAUUCCGAGUGUCAUCUGGCUGACACUGAAACGACCUAAACCAUGGAGCUUCCAUUGGACCGUAUGCUGGUUUUCAAUUGUACUUGGCACAGGAGUUACAUGUGUAGCACCAAUUGGAGGGAUACAUGAGAUUGUGAUGCAGUGGAAGAGUUUUACAAUUUUUUCUUAG